This is a messenger RNA of Myripristis murdjan (pinecone soldierfish), 4593 nucleotides long. Its product is annotated as transmembrane protein 163-like. The coding region runs from base 83 to 934 and encodes 283 amino acids. NCBI's taxonomy places the organism in Eukaryota, Metazoa, Chordata, Actinopteri, Holocentriformes, Holocentridae. Gene Ontology annotation, molecular function: zinc ion binding. The transcript is spliced from 8 exons. The record is from RefSeq and is a predicted model, not a curated record. Gene Ontology annotation, cellular component: synaptic vesicle membrane.
UCUCCCCGUCGAAAGCUCGCACUUCUCGUCCGGGUGUGACAUAUUUUGAGUGCCUCAUUUGAACCGCAAACUCACCGGGAAAAUGACGGACUCUACACCGCCAGACCCCGCCGCCGUCCCGGACCCGGCGGUAGUGGACCCGACGGCGGUGAACGGACAGUGCGAGCAGUCGGACCCUCAACAACAGCAGCCCAAGACAGAAAGUCAGGGACAAGCUCUCAAGAUGGACCAGGAGAUGAAGAUAACCGACAGCAUAGAAGACCAAGGUCUUCUGGAGAGCAGUAUGAGACUGAAGCCUCACGAAGCACAAAGCUACCGCAAGAAAGCCUUGUGGGUGUCCUGGGCCUCCAUCGUGGUCACCAUCAUUCUGGCCAUAGCUGCUUUCACUGUUUCCAUCAUGCGACACAGUGCCUCAGCUUUUGGAUUUGCAUUUGAUGCCACGCUGGACGUGUUGUCCUCCAUCAUCGUAUUAUGGCGGUACAGCAACGCUGCCGCCGUCCACUCAGCGCAUCGUGAAUACAUAGCCUGUGCUAUCCUUGGAGUUAUUUUCAUCCUCUCUUCCCUGUGCAUUCUGGGUAAGGCCAUCCAUGACCUGGCCACCAAGCUGCUACCUGAAGUGGAUGACUUUCUGUUCAGCGUGUCCAUCGUCAGUGGCUUGGUGUGCAUCAUCCUGGCUGUGAUCAAGUUUAUGCUUGGCAAAGUGCUCACCAGCAGAGCCCUCAUCACUGAUGGUUUCAACUCCCUGGUCGGGGGAGUCAUGGGUUUCUCCAUUCUCAUCAGUGCUGAAGUAUUCAAGCAUGAGCCCAAGAUUUGGUACCUGGAUGGGACAAUAGGUGUCCUCAUAGGCCUCAUCAUCCUGGCCUACGGAGUCAAGCUGCUGCUUGACAUGGUCCCGCGGGUCCGACAGACCAGGAACUACGAGCGUUUUGAGUGAUGGACCACGACAGGGAGGAUGAAGAAGACACGAGGGACAGGAGGGUUGGGUUGGGGGAGGGGUGGGGUGGGCUGACUGGCUGACAGGAGAGGGACGGGUGGGGUUUAUACAGUUUACAGGCCCUUACAGUCUCUUCAUAGACUAUCACAGUACAUCAAGUCCUCGAGGUGCCAGUGGAAGCUUCAGUUUCUCCAUGUUCCUCCCAUUCUCAGCGUUUCUGUGACGACAGACAAGAGAGGGGAUGUCGACGACGGUCGCUCCUCUUGGUUGAUGUUUAUCGUGGGAAGAUCCGAAGACUUGAAUUACCUGGUGGAUGAAGAUGUGUUGGGCUUGCAGGACAUCACCAUGGCGAGAACUUUUAGCACCUUCUCAUUUGUUUACAGUUUGGUGUAUAUAUCUUUUCUUUGUCUUUUAGCUGGGAAUGGGAAGGCUCUCCUUUUAUGUCCCGUCCCCCAUUUUAAAAAGGGAGGUGUAGAGAAGGUUUAGGAGUCACAGUAGAGAAAGAGCUGUGCAAGGGAAUUUUACUUGAGGGGUUUGGAUAAUUUGGGAGUUGGCUUGUUUGUGUUGGAGAGGGCUACUGUCCUCUAUUUGUGGAAACGGUUAAUUUAGAGACAAGAGAGUCUUAACAAGACAGACAAGUUGGGACUCAAAGUUGGGAGGAUUCAAACUCCAUAAAGGGAACAGAUUUGUGAGCAGCAAUUUGAUGUGCAAUACCUCAGUUACACCUCAUCUUCCUGUCAGAGCACAACAGGUUCUUUUCUCAUGGUUCCCAGAGGCCUUUGCUCAGCGGCACUUUCAGAUUUUGCAGUGUUGCAGAUCAAACUGAUUGAUGUAGCAGUAAAGUACCAAGGGUGUUUUUCUUCUGUGAUGAUUUUAGGUACAAGCAGCUACACAGAGAUGGCCGUGAUAGCAGAGUAUAAUCGAUACAAAGCAUACACCUCUUACAGACACAGCAGACAGACAGAAAAGGGAUGUGUGUGCCUUGUGGCACAGGCUGUGCUGUCUACAGUAUUCCUCCAGAGUGUUGUGUCAGGAGGGGGAAAGCCUUCAACGGGCAGUGUUUCAGUUCUCACUUGCCUAAACCAGCUUACAGCACUAGAGGAUAAAAGUAGCCAUUUCCAACAAAACCUAGCCGGCUGGCACUCAGCAGCACCAUGGAGUCACGGUCUGCCUCCGCCUCAGAGUCACUGUCAUAACAGAGGCGAAGGAAGGAAAAGAGGUGAAACAGCUGUUAGGAUGAAAUGUGUUAAUCAAUUAUACAUUGACACAUUUCUAUAAUUCCCCACAUCUAGUGCCCUCUACUGACCAGUGGAGGAAAGUACCACAUAGGUUAGUGAGUCAAAGUGAGAGAAAACACAAAAUAAACAGAAGUCUAAGAAUAAUCCCCUUCACAAAGGUCACCCUCACAUGCAAAGCAGUGUUUAAAAAAAGCUCUCUUCCUACUCUUUGAUUGUUAUUUUUAGUUUUAAAGAAAGUUUCUAUAGAGAAUUUCAAUGUGCAGCCUGGAACACGACACUGCUGUCCAGAAAAAGGUGAUAAUGACAAACCAAUCAAACUUUCAGUCUGAUCUGUAAUUCCAGCUCAAAGGCUGAAUUUACCAGUAUUUUGACUUGGUACUUGACUCUUAGUGAAAAUCAUGUUUUUGGCUCCAUGUUGGCCAAAGGAGUUAGAAACUGGUCAUGACUUAUAAGUUGCUAUGAUGCUUGUUGGACACUAAGCCAGCCAACAUCUAUCUUCACACUGUGUGUCAAGAGUCAUUACGUGCUCUCUCUUAUCUGAAGCGGCUGUGCGCUCUAAUAGGUAAGAAAUGUUUCAGAGACGGUUAUGGACUGAGAGUUCAGUGGCUUUGGUUUUACCUUUGAAAUGUGAAUAGAAACAUUUGACUCUGCCGGUAUUGACCGAGGCACAAGUGAUUACUUUGGGUGUAGAGGCUCAGAAGCUUCACUUGAAAGACCAAAAGGGAAAAAAGGGGAAAAGAACCAAUCUACUUGACUGUCAAACUAAAGAACCUUCUUUCAGGCUUGACACACUAAUUGGCUGGUGUGCAGGCUCCUUUUUUCCAUUUGCUGCUGGUAAGCUUCACCCUGAAAUUUAGAACAUCAGUGAAGGUAUGGUGGUGUGGGUUUUGCUGAAGCAAAGUGGCUUUCAAAUUGAUAAAAGGAAGAAAAGGAAGCAUUUUUUCUGUUGCCAGUACAGCACAAUUCUUUAACAUCACUGAACAGCUGCUGUUACAGUAAACAGAGAAGCAUAAGCCCUUUCAACACUUAGACCUUGGCUAACACCUUCAUUAGCCCUGACUGCCUUUUCACACUUGCAACCUAGAAUGUGGGGCUUCCCCACUCUUAGCUCAGGACUAACCAAGCUCUGCUGCAGAGCAGUCAGGCCUGAUUUUCUGUGGAGAUCCCUAAAAAUUCAGGGCAAAGGUCUAUAAUGUGAAUCAAGGUUAGAAACGCAUUUGAAAACUUCUGAAAAGCAACAGGUGUAAUGUAAAAGUGAUAGAAACAGUAAUCCUAAAUGAAACAAAUGUGAACACACAAACACGUAAGCACACAUGCUGAGCACAUGAACUGUGGCACAUGUUACAUUUAAAUACUGACAAUGACGGACAGGUUUUGAAAGAGAGGGGACUGGUAUUUCACAGUGAUGGUCCUCUGUAUUUUAUGGCAUGUUUUCAAAGAGGUGUGUGAUAACAGGGAAGAUGAACACCUUCUGCUUGUCUGUGAGUGUGUGUAUGCCAGAUCUGGAAACGGCUAGUCAGGUUCCUGACCACGCUACAUCCAUCAACCCUGAGCUUGGUGUUGGCACGCUCAAGUCCUUCACCUCCACACUUUGUUUCACUGUUAAUUCCAAAGCCUUAAUCUUACUGACCAGUGUCUGGUGACUGUUGAACAUGAAGUCAUUCCCAGGUGGAGUGUUACAAGGGAGGUUUUUCCCACAGGAGGCAGGGGGGCCUGCUUAUUUUUCACAGGGUGUUCAUGUAUUUUCCUAAGGUCCGUGCUUGCUGCUGUGACUGUAGUUGAAUGUACAUACUGUGUUGUAAGACUGUGACUUAUCUGGCACAUGAAUGUGUUAUUUACUGUUUGACCUUUGGCUUCUGGCACAUCGGAGAGGUUGGUGGCAAAAUGUGGAUUAUGCUUCAGUUUUGGUGGUAUUGAUUAUGUAGAAUCAGUCCUGAAACAGUCACGCUCUCCUAAAUAGAUGUGCAAGCACAUAAACACACACUGACAGGAGCACACACACGUACAUCGGCGUACAAACACAAGCAUGCAGUCACGGCUCUGCUGGCUGGCAACUCACUGUGCAUUUAAGGAUUUUUCUUUGAAAUGUUCAUCCUAUAGGUUAUGAGAACUAUCAGCUCAAUUUUGCAUGACCUUACGGAAUAGACAAAGAAGUAAGACACAUGUACACACACACACACACACACACACACACACACACACACACACACACACACAAACAAACUAUGGGACUCAAGUUGCUCCUUAGCCCUGCUGAUUGUACAUUUCUGUGCUGGUGUAAAUAUUACAACUGUAUCGCUGUGAUGUAAAACAAAUGUAAAGUGAAUAUUGCAACAAAGAGUCAGAGAGCCUUUUGUCACAGAAAAAAGGUUUAUUUAAAAAUAAAGUUAUAUCCCUCUUACUUGUCAAGGACUGUGAAAA